GCGCGCGGCGCGCGUUCCCCAUGGUUCGCGGCGCUACCUCUGCACCGAGGGAGAGCGGGCCGAUGAGACCGCGGCUUGUCGGUGCCCUGUAGAGGUCUCGCCAGAGAGAGACGCGCGGCCCUCGCCGAGCCCCCGGCCGGCAGCUGGGCGAGGCCGCGGGGAGGUGAGCCCCGCGGCUCCGAGAGGGGCGGCGGCGAGAGGAGCCCCGGGGGCCGUGGAGGCCGAAGUUCUCGGUGUGGGCUGCACGGAUUGGCUUUGGAUUUCCACGGGGGAUAGUCUGAGGAAACGGUUUGUACUGUUCAUCUCCUCGUCGAAGGAAGGUGCAAUGGCGAGAAAUUUGUCUAUCAUCUUGAUCCUGACCUUUGCCCUAUCAGUUACAAAUACUAGAACCAGAACUGCUUUCCCUCAGACCACUGAGAAAAUUAUUACAACUUGGGACUCCAGCAUUAAUGUUGACUUGGCAUAUACCACACAGCAACAUCAUCUACAGCAACUUUUCCAUCGCUAUGGUGAAAACAAUUCCUUGUCAGUUGAAGGGUUCAGAAAAUUGCUUCAGAAUAUAGGUCUAGAUAAGAUUAAAAGAAUCCAUAUACACCAUGACCAUCACUCGGACCAUGAACAUCACUCUCACCAUAAUCAUGCUACUUCCAGUAAAAAUAAUCGGAAAGCUGUUUGCCCAGAUCAUGACUCUGAUAGUUCCAGUAAAGAUCCUAGAAACAGUCAGGGGAAAGGAUCUCACCGAUCAGAACAUGCCAAUGGCAGAAGGAAUGUUUUAAUCAAAGAUGGCGUUGGUGCUAGUGAAGUGACCUCAACUGUAUAUAAUGCUGUCUCAGAAGGAACACACUUUCUGGAGACAAUUGAAACUCCAAAACCUGGAAAACUUCCCAAAGAUGUGAGCAGUUCUACUCCCCCCAGUAUCACAGAAAAAAACCGGGUGAUUCGACUGGCUAGUAAGAAAACAAAUGAAUCUAUGAAUGAACCCCCAAAAGGCUUUUUGUAUUCCAGAAACACAAAUGAAAAUACUCAGGAGUGUUUCAAUGCCUCAAAGCUGCUUACAUCUCAUGGCAUGGGCAUCCAUGUUCCACUGAAUGCGAUAGAGUUCAACUAUCUCUGCCCAGCAAUCAUCAAUCAAAUUGAUGCUAGAUCGUGUCUGAUUCAUACGACGAGUGAAAAGAAAGCUGAAAUCCCACCAAAGACCUAUUCUUUACAAAUAGCUUGGGUUGGUGGCUUUAUAGCUAUUUCCAUCAUCAGUUUCCUGUCUUUGCUGGGUGUUAUCUUAGUGCCUCUCAUGAAUCGAGUAUUUUUCAAAUUUCUCCUAAGUUUCCUUGUGGCACUGGCUGUUGGAACGUUGAGUGGUGAUGCUUUUUUACACCUUCUUCCACAUUCUCAUGCAAGUCAUCACCAUAGUCAUAGCCAUGAAGAACCAGCAAUAGAAAUGAAGAGAGGGCCACUUUUCAGUCAUCUGUCAUCUCAAAACAUAGAAGAAAGCACCUAUUUUGAUUCUACAUGGAAGGGUCUUACAGCUCUAGGAGGCUUGUACUUCAUGUUUCUUGUUGAACAUCUACUUACAUUGAUCAAGCAGUUUAAAGAUAAGAAGAAAAAGAAUCAGAAAAAACCUGAAAAUGAUGAUGAUGUGGAAAUAAAGAAGCAAUUGUCCAAAUAUGAAUCGCAACUUUCAACAAAUGAGGAGAAAGUGGAAGCAGAUGAUCGACAAGAAGGCUAUUUGCGAUCAGAGUCACAAGAGCCCUCCCACUUUGAUUCUCAACAGCCAGCAAUCUUGGAAGAAGAAGAGGUUAUGAUAGCUCAUGCUCAUCCACAAGAAGUCUACAAUGAAUAUGUACCCAGAGGGUGCAAGAAUAAAUGCCAUUCACAUUUCCAUGAUACACUUGGCCAGUCAGACGAUCUCAUUCACCACCACCAUGACUACCAUCAUAUUCUCCAUCACCACCAUCACCAAAACCACCACCCCCAUAGUCACAGUCAGCGCUACUCUCGGGAGGAGCUAAAAGAUGCUGGCAUUGCUACGUUGGCCUGGAUGGUGAUAAUGGGCGAUGGCCUGCACAAUUUCAGUGAUGGCCUAGCAAUUGGUGCUGCUUUUACUGAAGGCUUAUCAAGUGGUUUAAGUACUUCUGUUGCUGUGUUUUGUCACGAGUUGCCUCAUGAAUUAGGUGACUUUGCUGUUUUACUAAAAGCUGGCAUGACUGUUAAGCAGGCUGUUCUUUAUAAUGCUUUGUCAGCCAUGUUAGCAUAUCUUGGAAUGGCAACAGGAAUCUUCAUUGGCCAUUAUGCUGAAAAUGUUUCUAUGUGGAUUUUUGCACUUACCGCUGGCUUGUUCAUGUAUGUUGCUCUGGUUGAUAUGGUACCUGAGAUGCUGCACAAUGAUGCUAGUGACCAUGGAUGUAGCCGCUGGGGAUAUUUUUUUUUACAGAAUGCUGGGAUACUUUUGGGUUUUGGAAUUAUGUUGCUUAUUUCCAUAUUUGAACAUAGAAUUGUGUUUCGUAUAAAUUUCUAAUUAGGGUGUAGCUGCUAGAGUGCUUGAAACAUUGCUGUCUAUAGUUUGAAUAGGUCAUAGGGAGAUGAGAGUUUCUAUGCUGUGAUAUGCAGCAUUUAAGGUUAGUGAAUUUUGUGAUUUUUUUGUAUUGAAUAUUGCCAUUUGUUAUGCUUAUAAGUUCAGAUAUGGUGGUAACAAAGGUACGUUUUAAUAUUUAAGUUAUUCUAUUUUGGGAAUAUAAGCUAUAUGUGCAAUUUACCAAUAUAAUCAGUUUAUCGUAUAAACAAGAGAUUUGGCAUGAUAUGUUCUGUAUAUUUCAGGAAAAGUCUUUAAUGCUUUUUAGAACUAAUGUAAUACAGCAAUUCCCAUGCUGGAUUUUAGGCCUCUGAAGAGCUGCUGGUGCUUAGGAGUAAGAAUAUGCAUGAAGCGAAAGAUACCAAUAAAACUUACACUGAAUUUAAUCUAAUGAAUGAGAAAAAAAAGAAGACUCGAUAAGAACAGAGAAGGCAUAGAUUUCAUAUUAUAAAAAAUCACAAAACUGGUUAAAUUUAGGGGAAAAUUAGAUUUUAAUGAAAGAAAAGGCAAUAUUAGUAUAGAGAUCAUUCAUAAACAUUUUUGUCAGACUAUUAAUGUCCCUGAAAAACCACAGCAAGCACUUUUUACUAAUUUAGUUGUACAUUUAACUUUGUAUAAUAGAUAAGUCUCUAUUUAAUGAAUUCAAGCAAUAUAUCAUUUGACCAAGAAUUUGCAAUUUUAAAAUAUUUGUGUGGAGAUAAACACCAGAUGAGUAUGAGUAAGUUUAUGUAUUGCCAGAAGUUCUGUAUCACCAGAAGUUCUAUGAUUAGAGAUUCUGGUUAUCUAGUUUAUCAAACGUUAGCAUAUUAGAAUUUGGAGAGAGAUAAUAACAUUAAAAACCAUACUGAGUAUAAUUUCAUUUCAUGCAUUCAGAAAGUACUCUGCUAUCUUUCAGUGCUUCAGUGUUGUCACUAUGAUCAGUUGUCAUUUUUAUAUGUAGUACUUUAAACAUACUAAGACUGUCUGUGGCAUUCUAUAGAUGUUGCUUUUCUACCAAAUAAAUUCCCCAUGUCAGCUUGAUAACAGAUGUCUGAUUUUUUUUUUUUA
Molecule: messenger RNA, 3613 nt
Organism: Talpa occidentalis (Iberian mole)
Lineage: Eukaryota; Metazoa; Chordata; Mammalia; Eulipotyphla; Talpidae
Gene: SLC39A6
Product: solute carrier family 39 member 6
Exons: 10
Coding region: 326-2512 (728 amino acids)
Biological process (GO): intracellular zinc ion homeostasis; zinc ion import across plasma membrane
Cellular component (GO): membrane
Molecular function (GO): zinc ion transmembrane transporter activity
Source: RefSeq, a predicted model, not a curated record